Molecule: messenger RNA, 2517 nt
Organism: Dalotia coriaria
Lineage: Eukaryota; Metazoa; Arthropoda; Insecta; Coleoptera; Staphylinidae
Exons: 4
Coding region: 685-2427 (580 amino acids)
Cellular component (GO): cytoplasm; nucleus
Molecular function (GO): histone deacetylase binding
Source: RefSeq, a predicted model, not a curated record
AAGAAUUAAGUUAGGCUUCAAACUUAACGACAGGUGGUUAGAAAAGUGUUUAUAAAUAGUUGCAAGUCAUAGAACUUUGCCUUUGUUUUGUAAACGGGUUUUUAAUUUCACAAUUUGAAUAUUUUUACAAUUUUUAAUAUUUUGGGCUUUGAUUACAGCAAAAUUCAAUGAAAUCCUAGCUAAAUGAACAUAAAUUAUUGUUUAACAAGCAAAAACGAUAAUUUAAUGUUCUAUUUCAAUCAAAUUAAGACACAUCAUCAAAUUUCUUACUUAUACUUUGACCAUAGUUACUAAAAGCAUUCUAAUAUGAGUUAUCAUUGGAAAUGCAGUGUCAGAAGUAUGAAAAUAUUAAUUUAGCAGCUGUGGAAUGCUAUUUUUACACAUCGAAGUUCAUUGAUAGCUGAUUGCAUCUCUCAAACAAUGAAAAACUUAUCUAUAACAAUUAAAUUAUAAAUUUCCUAAUAAAACCUUGAUUCCUAAAGAUUUUUCACUAUCAUUAUGCAAUCUAAGGCCACAAUAUCCUGUCUAAUGAAUUUCUUUAAUGUUCCACGCGUUCUACUUAAUCGUUUACUUAUCGCUGAUGCCGCUGAUUUUAUCAAAGCUGAGUCCACAAUAAUGAACAUUUAAACUAAAUGAUUAUCUCACAAUUUAUUCACUCAUUCAUUGUAAAUUACAUCUACAACAAUGAACGACUCCAAGUUUUUGAUGUACUUUCAAAAUGUGCAUUUUAAGUUAAUAUUUGAAGAUAAAUUAGAACAAUUUGAUAAUUUAAAGACCAAUGCGUCCAGAAUUCAAUUUUUGACUGCUUUCUGUACGGAUUUUCAGUAUGAUUUUGUUGCAGAACUUGUUAAAGAUUUAAAAAGUGCUGAAAAACUAAAAAUUCGAGGUGAUAAAUGUCUUCAUGAAGAGAUUAAUGAUCAGGCGGUGAUUCUCUACAACGAAGCGAUAAAAAUAUGCCCACAGGAUACUUCAGAAGGCAAAGAAUUAUAUUCAAAUUUAAUAGCAAAUCGUAGUGAAGCGUUUUUUAAUGAUGGCCAACACCAAAAAUAUCUUCAAGAUGUUGCUUUUCUACAAAAACAUGGCUACCAAACCAAGAUUAUCACAAAUAAACUCCUGGAAGCAACACAAAGUCAAAGUUUACUGAGUUUAAGACAAUCUGAGUUUAAAAACACCGAACGUAGUCCAAAAAAUGUAUCAUAUCCUGCAUUGUCAAACAAAUUAACAAUAAAACACAAUAACACCAUGGGACGAUACGUUGUGGCCUCUGAAGACAUCAAAACAGGUGAAAUUCUCGCCGUGGAGCAUCCAUAUGCUUCAGUAAUAAAACGACAAUCAAACUGUGGACAUUGUGGAACGUCCAGCGAUCAAAUUUACGCAUGUGACGAAUGUCAAACAAUAUACUGCAGUCUUAAAUGUUUAGAAAAAGCAAAAAUAUAUCAUCAAUAUGAAUGCGCCAUUUUGUUACCAUUGUUGGACCUUGUUGACUUCUGGUUACCACUGCGAAUGGUAACACAACGCUCUCUGCAGCAAGUUAUCAAUGAUACCAAACUGAAGAAAGCAGAAAUAUACAAAACUGAUGAUUAUUACAAUGUUAGUCAACUUGUACAACAUGAACACAAACGUAGUCCGGAUGUAAUGUUGCAUAAAUCAUUAAUUGUGACGUUUUUUGUACAAUUACUAAAGAAAACCGGAUAUUUUGGAUGUGUAAAUGGUAACAUUGGUUUAUCUAAUGAUGAAAUAUUUAUUGGAGAGUUACUUUUUCUAUAUAUUGAGAUAUCAAAGUGUAAUUCACACGCAAUCUAUACAAUGCAUGAUGGAAACGAUUACAAAAAUUGUGGAGUAGGAUUAUAUCCAACAGUUUCGUUGUUUAAUCACUCCUGUGACCCAUCUGUGGAAAAGUAUAAUGUUAAAAACAUGAUUGUGGUACGUAGUGUAAAACCAAUCAAAACAGGUGAUGUUGUUUAUGAUAAUUACGGCCCAUUGUACAUGUACAACACAAAAACUGCACGACAAGACAAAAUGGCGGACGAUUAUCAGUUCACUUGUGUUUGUCAAGCAUGUGUUGAGGAUUGGCCUCUUUUAACAGACAUGAACACAAAGAAUUUAAGAGUUUUAUGUUGUUGUGGUGGAAGUAUACUCCUCAACAUUUCUGAAAAGAUGAAAAAUGAUUUAGGGUUAUCCACAUGCUCAAAAUGUCAGAAAAAACAAAAUUUGGAAUUUAUGCGUGGGAUUUUAUUGGAUUUGGAUAAACAAGUAAAAAAAGCAAAUAAAUUGUUUAUCAAUGGUAAUUAUGGCAAAGCUCAACUAAUAUAUGCUAAUAUAAUCGACACACAAUUAAAAUACUUUGCUCCACCAUUUGUAAGUUUACUCACAGCUCAGGAAAGACUUAUUGAUUGUUUUCGGUAUAAUGGUAACACUAAAACAUAAUUAUUCAAAAUAAAACCAUUUUAUUAAUAAAAACAAGUAAAUUAUACAAUUAAACAACACAAAUAUAAAAUAUCACUAGUAAGAAAUUAA